UGAUGCUGUGGAGGAAGAAGAGUGAGCAUUGGUUCAGUCCCUCCGGACCAAGAAAGAAUUUGACUGAAAAGCUAACAGGUGUCAGGGAGGGAGCUGGUUUGAGUUCGCCCGGGUUCUACGGCGGGAUGAGGAAGAUGACUUGAGAUUGGCCUGAAGGAGGGCCGCCUUCCUGCGCGGAAUGCAAUGUUACUUCUGAGGCAUUGAUGUUUUACAAUGCCUGAUCAAGACAAAAAGGUGAAGCCCACAGAGAAAACAGCUGAUAAAAAGCAGCAAGGGACCACCACCAGGGACUAUUCAGACCUUAAAAGACUUCGGUGCCUUUUGAACGUUCAGUCAAGCAAACAGCAGCUUCCAGCCAUCAACUUUGAUAGUGCCCAAAAUAGCAUGACGAAGUCUGAGACUGCCAUCAAGGCAGGGGGCCACAGAGCUCGUGGUCAGUGGCAUGAGUCCACAGAAGCAGUUGAACUUGAAAAUUUUAGUAUAAACUACAAGAAUGAGAGGAAUUUCAGUAAACAUCCACAGCAUCAGUUAUUUCAGGAGAUCUUUACGGCUCUGGUGAGAAACAGACUCAUAUGCAGAGAGUGGGUUAAUCGAGCUCCAUCCAUUCAUUUUCUGAGAGUGUUAAUUUGCCUGAGGCUGCUAAUGAGGGAUCCAUGUUAUCAGGAAAUACUCCAUAAAUUGGGUGGGAUUGAAGACCUAGCUCAGUACAUGGAGAUUGUGGCCAACGAGUACCUCGGCUAUGCAGAGGAGCAGCACUGUGUGGACAAGUUGGUCAACAUGACGUAUAUUUUUCAAAAACUUGCUGCUGUGAAGGACCAAAGAGAAUGGGUUACUGCAAGCGGAGCCCACAAGACAUUGGUGAAUUUACUUGGUGCCCGAGACACUAACGUCCUGUUGGGUACUCUUCUGGCACUGGCUAGCUUAGCAGAGAGUCCAGAGUGUAGGGAGAAGAUCAGUGAACUCAACAUAGUAGAAAAUCUCUUGAUGAUUCUGCAUGAAUAUGACUUACUCUCCAAAAGACUUACAGCCGAGCUCCUGCGAUUGCUGUGCGCUGAGCCGCAGGUGAAGGAGCAGGUGAAACUCUAUGAGGGCAUCCCCAUCCUGCUCAGUCUGCUCCACUCUGACCACCUGAAGCUGCUGUGGAGCGUUGUUUGGAUUCUGGUCCAAGUGUGUGAGGACCCAGAGACCAGCGUGGAAAUCCGUAUCUGGGGUGGUAUCAAGCAGCUCCUUCAUAUUUUACGAGGAGACAGGAAUUUUGUUUCUGACCGUUCCUCCAUCGGAAGCCUGUCCAGUGCGAAUGCCGCAGGCCGAAUCCAGCAACUGCAUUUAUCAGAAGACCUAAGUCCUGGGGAAAUACAGGAAAAUACUGUCUCUCUCCAAGCAGCUUGCUGCGCUGCCCUGACAGAGCUGGCACUCAAUGACGCCAACGCCCACCAAGUGGUUCAGGAAAAUGGUGUAUAUACAAUAGCAAAAUUAAUUUUACCAAACAAACAAAAGAAUGCAGCAAAAACUAAUCUACUGCAGUGUUAUGCUUUCCGAGCCCUGAGGUUUCUCUUCAGUAUGGAAAGGAACAGGCCGCUCUUUAAAAGACUUUUCCCCACCGACCUGUUUGAGAUCUUCAUUGACAUAGGACAUUAUGUUCGAGAUAUCAGUGCAUAUGAGGACUUGGUAUCACAGUUGAAUUUACUACUGGAAGAUGAACUGAAGCAAAUUGCUGAGAACAUUGAAAGCAUCAAUCAGAAGAAAGCACCACUCAAGUACAUAGGAGACUACGCUGUGUUGGACCAUCUGGGAAGUGGAGCUUUUGGCUGUGUUUAUAAGGUUAGAAAACGUAGCGGUCAAAAUCUCUUAGCAAUGAAGGAGGUCAAUUUACAUAACCCAGCGUUUGGGAAGGAUAAGAAAGACCGAGACAGCAGUGUGAAGAACAUAGUUUCUGAAUUAACAAUAAUUAAGGAGCAGCUUUAUCAUCCCAACAUUGUACGUUAUUAUAAAACAUUUUUGGAAAAUGACAGAUUGUAUAUCGUCAUGGAACUUAUAGAAGGAGCCCCACUUGCAGAGCACUGUAGCUCUCUGAAGGAAAAACAGCAGCAUUUCACGGAAGAAAGACUGUGGAGAAUAUUUAUACAGCUCUGCUUAGCUCUUCGGUACCUGCACAAGGAGAAGAGGAUUGUCCACAGAGAUCUGACGCCGAACAACAUUAUGCUGGGAGAUAAGGACAAGGUGACAGUUACUGACUUUGGCCUGGCAAAGCAAAAGCAGGAAAGCAGUAAGCUCACGUCUGUGGUGGGAACCAUCCUCUAUUGUUGCCCAGAGGUCCUGAAGAGUGAGCCGUAUGGAGAGAAGGCUGAUGUCUGGGCUGCAGGCUGCAUCCUUUAUCAGAUGGCGACUCUGAGUCCUCCCUUCUGCAGCACCAACAUGCUGUCCUUGGCUACUAAAAUAGUGGAGGCAGUGUAUGAGCCAGUGCCAGAAGGCAUCUACUCUGAAAAAGUGACAGAUACCAUUAGCAGGUGCCUCACUCCUGAUGCAGAAGCCCGUCCGGAUAUUGUAGAAGUUAGUUCCAUGAUCUCAGAUGUUAUGAUGAAGUAUUUAGACAACCUCUCCACAUCCCAGCUGGCUUUGGAGAAGAAACUGGAAAGGGAGAGGAGGCGCACACAGAGAUAUUUUAUGGAAGCCAACAGGAAUGCUGUCACAUGCCACCAUGAGCUGGCUCUGCUGUCCCAGGAAACCUUUGAGAAGGCAAGCUUGAGCAGCGGCAGCAGUGGGGCAGCCAGCCUGAAAAGUGAGCUUUCAGAGAGCGCAGAACUACCUGGUGAGGGCUUCCACGCGAUGCAGUGUGGGAAGGAGGAGGACAGGACCUGCGAGGAGGUGCUGUCGGAGGAUAACUUCCACCUGGAGAGUGUGGAGAAAGAUCUGUAUUCUGAACUGGACGAUGAGCUGGACAUCUUGGACAACUGUAGCAGCUCCAGUUCAAGCCCUCUGAAGGAGUCUACAUUCAGCAUUUUAAAGAGAAGUUUCAGUACUUCAGGAAGAGAAAGGCACUCACAGGCCAGGGACUUCAUUGGUGGCGUAGGAUCAAGACCAAGACCAGCAUCUGCAGGCAUCGCGGUAUCCCAGAGGAAAGUGCGGCAGAUCAGUGACCCCAUUCAGCAGAUUCUCAUCCAGCUGCACAAAGUCAUCUAUAUCACACAGCUCCCCCCAGCUCUGCACCAUGACCUGAAGAGAAGGGUUAUAGAGAGAUUCAAGAAAUCCCUGUUCAGCCAGCAGAGCAACCCUUGUAACCUCAAAUCUGAAAUUAAGAAGUUAUCUCAGGGGUCUCCAGAAACAAUUGAGCCAAACUUUUUUACAUCAGAUUACCACUUACUACAUCAUUCACUGUCUGCAAACAGCUGGUCCCAAAGUGACCCCACAGGUCCCCCCAGCAGCCUUGAGUUGGAAGAGGGGCUCACGUACGAGCAGAUGCAGACUGUGAUUGAAGAGGUCCUGGAAGAAAGUGGCUAUUACAAUUUUGCAACCAACAGAUCUUCUAGAUGUCACUCUUAUCCAUGGGGGACCAGGAAUUACCCAACCAAAAGAUAAGAGCAUUGCGUUGGAGCAGGUGGAGUUUCCCAGCAAGUUCAAGCUCUAGGCUUCAGCCAAGACUGCAGGAUGCCCAGGACUGGCUAGAAUGACACAGGCGAGACAAAGACUCGCAGAGCUACAGGAGUGCUCUCACACUGCUGCAGGGGUGUGUGGCAACCCGCAGUGCUGAGUCUCUGUCCUCUGAGGGCAUUGCACUCUCAAUGAUGAGCUAGCAGUGUGCUUUGGGGAGAAAACACUGCAAAAUGGCUCCCGGGGCAGCAGAUGGGAGUAGCACAGGACUUUUCUCAAGGUCAAUCAUAAAAUCAACUUAUAUUUUUCAAAGGAACAUUUUAUAUUCAUGAUUGAUGGCUAUGCUUAAAAGUAAUCUUGCCUUCCAUUUAUACAAAAUAGUCUUAGAUAAAACUAUUACAUGACCUAGUGCAAAAUGCUACGUUUUCCAUUGUGUUUUUAAUCUUAAGAGAAAUUCAAAAUAUGAUAGUUUGUAAAUGAAAUGUUUCUCUCUGAUCCAUUUGGGUGCUAGAGGUUCUGAGACAUGACACAGUGCAGACAGUAUUUGUAACCUUGCACACAUCUGGAGUAGCUGUCAUUGUAACUUUGCACACAUCUGGGAGUAGCUGUCAUAUAACCUUGCACACAUCUGGGAGCAGCUGUCAGAUACUCUGAUUGCAGCUAGACUGGUAGAAUCUACUGGUGUAGAACGUGUGUGUGUGUGUGUGUGUGUGUGUGUGUGUGUGUGUGUGUGCACAUAGGUCCAGGGAAGGAGGGAGGUCUGAUUGGGUGGCAUUUUGCUGUUAAUGAAGCUUGCAAUAUUUCUAGACCACUUUGAAGAAGUCAUAAACUAUGAAAGCAGUGACAGCCCUUACUCUAGAUCUUACCAAAUUACCUAUGUGUAAGAUAAAUACUUAUUGUUUGGGAAUCCUCCCAAAUUAUAAAAUGAAAUAUAAGUUCCUUCUUUUCCCAUUGAGAUGGCCUAAAAGAAAAAGUCAUAAUGCCAAAUAGCAUCCCACUUCUAUUGAGAGAGGAUUUGCUAGGCCACUGAGUUUAAAUUCCUCCUUUUCAAGUGGCCUCCAAUAACUCUAGUAUAGCCCCAACCCAUAUUGUACAUGUCCCCACUUCAGAAGCAAUUCAUUGCAUGCAAUUAGCACACUGGAAGAUGAAAUUACACAUUUAACUUCCCAUUGAUUUCUGUUGUAUUUAAUUACAUUGAUAUAUUUUAGCAUAAUUGAAUAGUACAAUAUAUAUUGGCAGUCAUUGAGACACAAUAUAACCUUCCUGAAUAGUAUGCAAAUCACUUAAUGUGAAUUCAUCCUAUUUUUUAGAAUUAGAAUGUUUAACAUUUAAAUUAUAUCCCAAUUCUCUUUGAUCAUAAACUAACUAGUGCCUUUCGUGGUUACUAAUGAAUAUUUUCUUUAAGCCAAGAUAACAGUUAAAAUACAUCAAUUUAAAUAUUAAAUAGAGUGAUGAAAAAAAUUUCAAUUUUACUUCUCAAAACAAUCCCAUCCAUAUAUGAAUUUCACAUACAGAAUCCAAACACCAUUAUUGACUAGCUGAAGCAAAGUUUUAUUUCUCUGCUCAGUCAUUUUGUAGAUCACCUGAUUUGUGGUGGGAGACCUAGGCCUAGAGGGACGUGGACUUGAGUCACGAGGAAGUCCUUCAUAGAAUGCAGUAAGCUGGGGGUGAAUACUCAAAUAAUCAAAUUCUUUCUCAAAUGGUAAUAUAUAGACAGAAUGGCAUUCAUUGCCUUGGUAAAGAAAAAAAUAUUAAUUGAAGUAUUUUUUUAAAUGAGUACAGUCUACAGAUAGAAAAGUAAAAGAUACAUAGUUUCUCCAUAUCUCCUAUAGGCCAUAGGAAUGGCAUCUAUCACAGAACAAGCUAGUACAAUUAGCAAAGAGAAGCCAACACAUACCCCUGUAAAAGGGCUCAUACCAACCAUGCAAUGGCUGGUUGGUGGUGCUGAGGUGCAGGCUGUGUAUGCUACCCUUGAGUUCUCCCAAGUUUCUGCAGUCACUGACCCUCAUCCUCCGUGUGUAAGGAAGCCUUGGAAUGCGGCCUCUCCCCAGCAGUGAAGUUAGCCUUUCCAAAGCGCUCUCUGUGAUUUCAGGCAAGAAUGAAAACAGCCUUUUUGUCUUGAUCAGCUGAAUUGUCUUUUGUGCAAAGAAGUGGCUACUUGAGAUUAACACGCCUCAUAAUCUGUUCUCGAUUGCAUUUACAUUUUCCCUUUUUGUCUUGUAUAAUUUUUAAUGAUUUGUUGUAGAAUGAAAUCCUGUCAAUUGUUGAAUCCAUCGCAUUCCCAGUGACCGAAUAUUGUAUGGGGUAGAAUUUGAAUUAAUCUCUUCACAUAACUUUUGGUGCACAAAUGCUUUCAGCUAAUUAUGUUUGGAUCCAGCAGCUCUUAGUGUGCAUUUGUACUUGAAACUUCCAUUCACUCUUUCAAAGCAAAAUGUCCCAUUCUCAGGAAACUGGCGGUAGCAAGUAUUUGUCUUUAGUCUUGUGGCAGAUAUGCAGUGCCUUUGGGAGGAGCACCUCAAGAAUAAAGAGGGACAGACAGACAGACACAGCUGAGGGAAGAAUUUCAGACACACACUCAUACAUGUACACUGGAGGAUGUUGUUAUGCAGUUUAUACAAGUUAAGGUCUUCCUGCAUAAGUGCCACCUGGAACUCACUGGAUGCAAUGACUUUUAACACUCAAAUAGGGAACUGGAGGACUGCUAUGUCCAAUUCCAUCGAUAGCACCACUUAUUUUAAACUUAAUGUUAAGAUUUGUAAAGGCAAUCAUAUUGACUAGUCAAUUCUAUCAGUAUUAAUAUGCAUAGAACAUAUACAUUCCCCCCCUCUUUAUUUUCUCUUCUUCUCUGGAAUUGCAUAAAGUGAACAUGUUGGGUUCCUUUAGAAAUACCCACAUCUUCUAUCCAUCUGAAGAUAGAAAAAAAUUGUUUCAAAGGAACUUUGACUAUUCACCUCUUGCUUUUUGAAAAUGUUGGUUUUCAUGAGUACCCAAAUCAGCUGCUAGGUAGUGCAAGGCCACUUGGGUGGGACAGCUUCACAGCACCCAGAGUGUGCAGCAGAGAGAAGAAGCUGGAGGAUACCACACUCUGACCUUAAUCCUAUGUGGCAUUCUGUCUGAACAUCAGAUCUCUAUGUUACAGACAUGGAUGUGAUGCGUAUGCAUUUGUUGUAAAACCUUCUGGAUUGUGUUAAUGCUCUUUUGGUGUAAAGUGACAGCUUUGGAUAAAUUGUUUUUAAAAUUAAAAUGUUCAGCUAGCACAUGCCAUGGUCUGGAAAUACGAGUUGCAAGUCACCUAUGUCUCAAGGAAGCAACUUCAUGGUGAAGAGAGUCUUGUGAAUGUGCAUGUUGUAAUGUAACAUGCAAGUUGCAUGUUUACAUGACUAUUUACAUUCUGCUGAUGUUGCUUUUGAGAUUUCUAAGAGAGACAGGAAAGAUUCUGUGGUUUUUGGUGAGGUGACAGAUGGACACUGACAGUGCAAGCAUCCUUUGGGUCUUUGGGCAACAGUCAUUUGCAAAAGUGAGGACGGCACACCCUAAAGUCCCAGUGGCCUCUUCACAUGGGGACACACUAGCCUUGACACCUGUGCAGCAUUUGGCUGAUUAAAUUGAGAUGAUUAAGUUCACCUUAUAUUGUAAAAGCUAGUUGAAAGUGGGAUAUUAUUUUUCUGAAAGCAAGAUGUUCCCUUUCCUCUCAUUAUGUCCCAUGAAGCCAGCUCUGCUCUGUGUCUGGCUACCAUGGUCAGGAGUAAGAAAAGCACGCACGAUCAGUGUGGCUGCUACAUGAGCUCUUGAAGGUAGCUUAUCUGCUCCUAAACAAGACGUUUUAUGGUUAUGGAAAGUCAUGCCUUGCUGCCCCUUUGAUGAUCAGUAGGCAAGAUGGCUGCUUGGAAUUGAUAUGGUAAGAUCGCUAGUGAAUACUGCUAAGUGUUGGGAAAAUGUCAAGAAGGAACUGUCCCACUAAACAGAGAAGUUUAUACCAGAACUAAUAAUCCAAAGAAGGCAAUGCCUAUGGGCUUGGCACUGUGUAAACAUUCAGUGAAGGCCCCUUACAGACUAUCUUAUCCCACCAUUUAGCUCUACACUCCAAGCGCCAUUGGAGCCAAGGUUCUAAGAAAAAUAUACGAGACAUGUGAGUUUUAGCUAAGUACCUGACAUUUCCCGUCAUGCUUACCUCACACUUUAGUGGAUUUGAGCAGAAAUAGGACUGCUAGGGUAGCCUCAUGUUGUGACAGGACACAGUGUUUGUGGUGACCCUGAAGUCCUGCCUUGUAAAGAUGACAGAUCUUCCAAGGAAGUUAUUCAAUUCCCAAACACAAUCUUGCUUCCAGUAACUGGAGGGCCAACAUUCCCAGGGCAGAGCAUCACCCAGAAGUGCCUCAUUGAGGAGCAGCUGACAGAAGGAAGCCUCUAGGUAGAGCCAGACGCCCUAGUGAUCCCUGCUGCUGUGUCUCCUGGGCUAGCAGCUGCGCAUGGCCACAGCAAGCUGGCCUCCCAGACAUCAGCAUGGAAUGUUGGUGGCUCUUCAGGGCUGGUCCCUGAGAGGCAUAGAGGCUCUGUGCUCCAUGUAGGGCUGCUGCUGCUUUUUAGUACCUAGGACUGAGCUCAGAGUCUUGCACAUACUAAACAAGCCCUUUGUUGCUGAGCAAGAAACAAGCCCCAAAGCAGCAGUUCGAUCUGCCUGUAAGUGAACAUGGCGGCGCCUCUGGGGCCUACUUUUCUUCCCCUUCUUCCAACACAGGCUCAUUUUAUGUGACAAUAAAAAUGUUACCAAACAAUUUGUGAAGAAUUUGAAUGGUUAGAUGCAGAGACAUGUGAACACGGUUGCUCAGUCAGAUCGGGAAAGGGACACUGUGGGCAUUUUCAUGAUUUGCCAGUGGCUGUUUGAUGACUAGCCGCCUAAAGAUCCCGCCAUUUUAUCCCUCCAAAUUGGGAAACAGGAAAAAAGUCUUUGCAGUAUUUUGCUUGCUGACAUUUAGUGGAGAAAAUCUGAAUUGCAAGGCCUCCUGCAUUCUGUUGUGCCCCGUGAAGAUGAAAAGGAGUGGUGCUGUCCUCCAAGAGCAAGUGGAGGCUCCUGCAGUGCAGAGCUGUUUCCCGAUGGCCCUGUGUCCAAGACUAAGGUCCGUGCCUGUACCAGGCUCCCAGGCUCCCUGUGUGCCUUCUUCUCAGUCUCUGCGAUAGGCUUUUGUUCUCCCUAGCACCUCCCAUUCAGGUCACCCAGCCUUGCCCACCCUCAUGCCCUCAUUGCAAGGAACAGACUGUGACCCUCCUGAAGGGGGUCUGCAUUUCAGGGGGAUACUGGUGGUUUCACUGUUGUAGAAGGUAGUGAGUGUGCCUGCCAGCUGUCCCCCAAAGCUCCCCAUGAACACUGCGAGUCUCUAAUGCAAUCACCCAGGCAUAGACCGAAAAAAGGGAAAGAAAUGCUUCUAUAAAAGACUCACAUGAAAGAUGAAAACAAAUGUUAUUUUUUUUGCUAUUGUGUAAAUGUGCUCUGUUAAAGGCUAAAGAAAUAAAAAUGUAUUUUCAAGUUA
Mesocricetus auratus (golden hamster) is the source of this 9116-nucleotide messenger RNA. RefSeq names its product NIMA related kinase 10 (gene Nek10). The transcript is spliced from 36 exons. The coding region runs from base 214 to 3576 and encodes 1120 amino acids. Gene Ontology annotation, biological process: protein phosphorylation. NCBI's taxonomy places the organism in Eukaryota, Metazoa, Chordata, Mammalia, Rodentia, Cricetidae. Gene Ontology annotation, molecular function: ATP binding; protein serine/threonine kinase activity; protein binding. The record is from RefSeq and is a predicted model, not a curated record.